AUGAAGGAAUCGCCACAAGAAACAAACAAAGAGGUCUGCGAAGCUGGCCCACAACAAAUGAAGAGCAAGAACUUUGAGGUCACUCAGGAGGCAUCACUGACCGCUGGGACACUCGAGUCUGAUUCCCUUUGCGCAAUUCACGAAGAACCAUCAUCAGACAUCCAAGUAAAUCCGGUGAGUGUUUCUGUAGGUUUUUUUCAGAAAAUACGUCCGACCUGGUUCUGUUCUUUGGCGGCAACUGAAUUCGCAGGCAGUGCCGCUUUCGUUGUAAGUGACUACUAAUAUGACUAGUAAUUCGCAAGCUUCCUAUUAAACAAUUUACUAGAGAAAACAGUAAACCCAACGUAGCAUUCCUUGAUUGCACCAUAUUGCUUGAGCGACUGACCUGCCAUAACAAUGGUAUAUCACGCGCAAAACACUUGACAAUCUUUCUGCAUGAAAACACAGGCCAGCUGCUGAAGUUGGGGUGAAAGGUCUGCACAAUCUGAAACAACAGAUUUGCUUUGAAAAGUGAUCUUUAGCUAAGACCUACAAUGUAGACGCGAGGUAUUGUUUGAGGCCUUACAAGACUGGAACGGUUAAAUCAAACUAACAGCUCGCGAACUACCUCCGAAAAUAUGCCGACCUGUCUCUAUGACCUACUCAAAAGAAAUUAUGUAUGAUUGGGUCCUCGCAUAUUGUUGUCCUUCUGCGUUAAGAGAUAGACAAUAGGUGCAUAGAUACCUAUUUAUAAAACCAUUUAUAAAAUAUAUAGUUUACUUCGUCCCGAUAUUUAAAUAUUUUCAAGAAUCUUCAGGUAUUUUCUGCGCAGAAAUCUACAACCGACUUGCCGACCAAUAAGGGGGCAUAGUUAAUAUCAGUAAUACAGCACUAGAAACAGCGUUAUUAACCUAUGCUAACUAAUUAUGACCUCAGAUAGCUACUUAACCAUGAGGGACACGACUGCCAGCCGUGUGAAUAGUCAAAAUUCCCUUGAGCGUCUCGGGAAAUAAGUCCAGAUUCUAGUAUGAAUAGUAUUCUGCUAGGGUCCCGGUGGCAUGCCUUUUUGUGUGUAAACGGUAGAUAAAGCUAAAGUAUAAUGCAUCACACAACUAUUGUAAUUUUUCUUGUCUGAGGACCCCAAACAACUUUAAAUAAUUGAACUAUGAACUAUUGAACUUAGAAGUGUUUAAAAUAGCUCAGUUUCAUUUCAUUUGGAUAUCUCGAUAGCAAUUUAAAUUAGUGCAAAAGGAAGUUCGUAGGUAAUUUAUACCUUACUGUCAAGUACCCAUGGGAAAUGUUUAUGACACUUUGCUCAAUGACAUCGACUUAUGGAAAGAAAUCCAAAUAGGGGGUUUCUGUGACUGGGAUUUAUAACAGCCCUGAAAAUGUAAAUGUUUGUUUACAGAAACCUACGAAUAUAGCCCGUCUUGAGCCAGUCUCUCCACUUGAUGAAAUACGAAAGCUGAAGCAGGACUUUCAAAAUAUCAAGAACGUCACAAGCGUCCUUCAAAAUUUACUUUCAAGCAUUGCGGACAAAGAUGCAGAUUCUAGAACGGCGGAGGAUAUUAAAAAAAUUCAUGUGAGUUGAUAACUAAGAAUAUGAAUAUAAAACCCCAUUUUUUACCUCCUAAACUCCCAUCGAGGCUACGACGCGUCGUUUUAACCUAUGCUGCUGCACGUCAGAUUGCCUAAAUGAUCCAGCUGCCGGCGCGGUUGUCCACCUUUAGUGAUGCCAUGUUGGUAGCUGGAGCACAGAUUUUCCUAUUGCAGAAACUUUUUGUCGAUCUCUCCAAGUAUCGCAGUGGUAGUUAAUUACGCAGUGUAAUCCUUCUCGUGGACCUUUAAUGGGAAUUCAGUCACUUAUGAUAUUGUAAGUAAGCGAUGCUUAUCUUUUAUAAUCAAGGAUGAAACAGUGAUGGUUGCAAAAAGACUAUCAUGUGGUAGUAGCUCAAUAAACUUUCAUGCUCUAACACGAAAUCAGACGGCUUCCACGGCAUUAGGAAGCAAUUGUAACCAGAAUAUUAGGUCGUGACCAAACCCAGGUGCGGAUAACCCACAAUUCGAAAAUGGGCUCCUUAAUCGCUGAGCGUUAAUUUGGAACACCUCGUAGUUCUUCAAUAUCAGUCAAUCAGAUGCUGUGCCCAGUUCUUGGUGGCUUGAAAUGCGAAAUGGUCUUUUUGAUCCCUAAGCAAUGAGGUACUUGGGUAGGGAUGGGGCAUUAGAAAUCCCGCCCAGAAAAAAAGUCUGAUAAAAGACAACCCUUUUAUAGGUGCGGUGGAGAGAGUUUCCGGAGUGAGCGGAUGGAAACUCCUUAAACCAAAUCUGAAUGAAAAAAGUACUGAGAACGUGUAUGGUCGCGCAAAACUUGUGAAGCGAAGAAAGCCCAUAACAUCAAAACUGCGCAAAGCAAAGUCGCCAAAAUCAAAAAGAUAAGGAAAAUUCUGGCCAUAAUCUAGUAUAGAAACGAAAUACUGAAAAUUGCCAGUUUUAAUAAUCCCUGGAAACAGUCUCUACAACUAACAAGAGGAUUAAUGUUUAGAAAAGAGAGAUGUUCGCUAUAACAACAAAUAAUUGCCGUCUGCGACUAAUGCCACGUAUGGAAAAAAGAUAUCUGGUCACAGAACACAAAUUGUAAAAGAGGGUUCAUGUACUUCGCUCUUACUGUCUUCAAGCCGAUUAUACUGGCACAACUCGAUAUCCCUAAAUUCAUUUUUGCCAACGGAAACCCCGGAACUUCUGCUGAGCAAUACCUGCAAAACGCGAGAACAAAACCAAAGCUGGGGUACGUGAAUUCCGUGCACUAUAUUGUUGGCAUAUCCGCAGACCUCUUAAAAGGAGUGAGUAGGAUGAUGGACGGAAAAACGCAGACCAGAAACUACAAUGUGUAUGUGUUUUAUUUGGCUUAUCACAUGGAAUAUUGAUCCACAUUUAGAAAUGUGUUUUCAGUUAGAACAGAUUGCUUAGAUGGUUUUGCAACUGAUCAGGAUGCAAAAUAAUCUGGCGAUACUUCAAGCACAACAGGAUAUCGACAUUUUAAUGAGCUUCUUUCCAGCCGCCUGCACGUACGCACUUGGCAAAAAUUCCCACUUAAGUAGUGCAAACUGUCUCCCUUCAUCAUCUAUGCAUUUGCAUAUUCAAGUAUCGUUUAAAGAAAGCAUACACAAAGAUAUUCUUGUUCGUACUUACCUAAUAGAAUACUACGUUUUUUUAAAUUCUAUACCCACAGAAAUGGUAUAUUUCAGUGGUAUAAAAUUUUGAAAUUAUGAAAUACCUAGGAGCAUGAAAUGUCCAUUCAUACAGCAUGAUAGCUGCCCGUUUAUUAACAGUGUUUUUAAAAUGUACAACAUGGUCCAGAUCCAUUGCGAAAUUUUAUGAGCCCUAUGCGACGUCUUCCUAAUAACGCAUAGAUACGUUUAAGUUUGCCUACACGGUGCAUAUGCCUCAAGGAGAUCGAAAACCCUAAGCACAAGUGCAACUGCUGAGAGUAAAAUCAUUCGGAAACACAAACAAUGAUUAUGAAAUCAAAAGAUACGCCUUCUUCAAGUAGAAAAUCAAAUAGGACGUAAUUUGCUACAAUAUGAGAACAAAAAUAUCUGCAUACAUGCCUUCCAUAGAAGACAUUCGAAUACAUUGAAACAUAUAAAAUCCAAUUGGAACUGCGUCUGACGACGACCUUAGGAACCAGCGUCGAAAGUUCACGCAAUAAAGUACCUAUCCCAAAGAACGCCUCUCCCUUCAACAUAUAUAUAUUGAAAAUAAGUAAGAUUCUUUGGAAAGGGAAUAAACUUUAAUGAGUAAAUUUUCGAGUCUGGUUCCCCAACUCGUCGUCAGACUUUUGGGCUAUGUACAAAAACAGGUAACUAUUUAACCGUGUCAAACAAGUGAUUCUAUGGUUGGCCGAAGCCUGCGCCAAUGCGCGUCAAUGAUUUUCGUCAUCCCCUCGGCAUUGGCUGCGCCCGCUUCCAUUUGUCCUUGAGGAAUGUGUAGGUGGCAUCUAAAUCGAUAUGCCGAUUGAUGCAUGCCUCAUCUGUGUGCAUUGCUUCAGGAACUCACGGCCUUUUCUUAUUGGGCAGGCGCCAACAAUGCGGGUGUUCUCCCAUGCAAAUUUGUGUCCAUUGUCCAGUGUGUGCAUAGCCACCUGGGAUAAAUGAUCUCGUCUCCUCACCGCUAACUGAUGCUCAUGUAUGCGGGUAGAGGCAGAUUUCCCAGUUUGGCCACAAUACACGGCGCCUGUCCAAUAAGGAAAGGCCGCGAGUUCCUGGAAGCAAUGCACACAGAUGAGGCAUGCAUCAAUCGGCAUAUCGAUUUAGAUGCCACCUACACAUUCCUCAAGGACAAAUGGAAGCGGGCGCAGCCAAUGCCGAGGGGAUGACGAAAAUCGUCGACGCGCAUUGGCGCAGGCUUCGGCCAACCAUGGAAUCACUUGUUUGACACGGUUAAAUAGUUACCUGUUUUUGUACAUAGCCCAAAAGUCUGACGACGAGUUGGGGAACCAGACUCGAAAAUUUACUCAUUAAAGUUUAUUCCCUUUCCAAAGAAUCUUACUUAUUUUUAAUUAAAUUUCUUGCGAUGCCCGUUUUCCAGCAUAUAUAUAUAUAUAUAUAUGAAUAACGAAGGUAGUAUGCAUUCCGAGGCGAUAUAAUAAAAGGAGAAUGCUCGUCGGAAAAUAGAGGUAUACUCGUGAAUUUUCAAGUCGGUUACACCAACCCAUCGUCAGACAAAAUGGAAAGUGUGAGGCAGAUAAUCGCACUGGGGAGUUAGGGGACAUCGAGAUUAAAUCGGCAAGACAGGCGUUUAUGUGUGAGGGUGAAGAAUGUGCUUGGAUAGGUGGCGAACGUUAGGGGAGGUGGUGAGGGUUUCGCACAUGGUUCACUCUGUGGGGGAGGUGCUGAAUCCGUGAUAUUGCACAUCGCCGAACAUGGAUUAGCAGUUGGUGUCUUAGGGUGGGCGCAAGCCCGCGAACCGUGAACGUAAGCCUUCGUAGUGAGCGUGCAAGUCGACAUGGCGGUUGAUGCUAUUGUUAUUAGAGCGCCAAGCUUCUAGAAACUCUCGCGCUUGUUUGGUAUUGGCACUAGAGAUCACUUCCGUCCCCUCCCAGUUGAAGUGUGAUCACCGAGUAUACGAGCAAUAGAAGGGAACGCCAAUGGGCUCACCUCUGUCUGGGCUAAUUGCCAAAGCGGUUUUGCAGAUGUUGGAGCGACUGGUAUUCAGCUCGUUCCCUCGAAGUUCUGGGCCAGAUAUGUUGACGACAAAUUUGUCAUAAUAAAAAGGAGCGACGAGCCAGAUCUCAAGGCACUUUUGAAUUCCCGACAUACAGUUAACCAUGGAAGAAUAGGUGACAAUCGAUUGCCCCUCCCUAGACGUACAAGUCGCAAAACUGUCAGACGGGAAUAUAAAGAAGACAGUUUAUCGUAGGGCGACUAACACUAGGCGCAUCCUCCCCUUCAGAAGCAACCAGCCCGUGGAUCACAAGCGCAGUUGUGUCAGGACGCUCUUCCAACGCGCCCAAACACACUGCAGCGACGACGAUGACAAGAUGAAGGAGGUGAAAUACUUACAUGCCCUAUUUGAAGCCAACUGUUAACCGAAGUCGUUCAUACGCAAGUGUUUCACGAGGCUCCAUUCUGGGCGGUCGAGCGAGGAGAAACCAAACUUCUAGCUCACGAUCCCCUAUGUUAAAAACGCUUCAGAUGGAAAUUCGAGAAUUCUGAAACCUUUUAAAAUUGGAGUGGCCAUUAAAUCAGAAUCACCAAUCAGACAGCAGAUCAUGAGGCCCAAAGACCCGCUGCCGGUGCCAGAACAAUCAGCGGUGGUCUACAGCAUCCCAUGCCAAGAUUGUGAUGCAAGGCAUGUUGGCGAAAACGCCUCGGCACACGAUUGCACGAGCACCAACUUGCAAGCAACCGCGAGGAUAAGCUAUCGUUAGUGUAUGGCCACACACUAGAGCGGAACCACAGUUGGUCCUCGACUGGCACGCUCAACCGAGCCAUAGACCUGCAUCCCGCCUACCAGGCGCUCCGCGCAAGGCUCCAGUCAGUUCACGCAGAGCCAAUAGCACGGAUGAAAACAGUCACACGGGGUCGACUGCCGACGCUUGUGGAGAGAGGGGAAGGCGCUGACAGAAUGUCACGUGACCGGCUUGGCACACUGCCUCACGGACGUACUAGCGAGGCCAAAAACACCACGCCUGAGGAACAACGAUCGAUCAGCCCGACGUCUGACGAGCGGGUGGCCAACGAGCACGCCGACGCAGCGGCAACCACGUCAGGCAUGAUGGGGACACAAGGCACGCCAGUCCGACAAUGGCUGGGAUCAGAGAGGCCACAAUCAGCCAACAGAAAACGGGCUAGGCAACGUACGUGCGCUGGGCACGGUUAUAAUACGAGGCAGGCGGCAAGGCUGAACAAAUCAAGGCCAGCAGGAAACGCCAGCUUACGACUCUGAUGAUGAAACGAGAGUUUCCGAAACGUCAGUUUAAAUCCAAUCUAGCCCAUAAAAUCGCUUUCUCUUCUUCGUUUUCCCCGGGGGAUGAUAAACACGAUACAUAUAUAUAUAUAUAUAUGUUCACUCAUGAAUGGGCGCAUACCGAUCCACUGGCUUCUCAUAGUAAGCAAUCUUCGUAUGGGUGAAUAAAUACCUGAUCUGCUGCGACAAGGAAUGGCAGGUGGCGAUUCACCGAUUAACUUCGCUUCGAUGAAGUGCUUAUGACCCAUCUGGUAGGCCCAAGUGGUGGACCAUCUGCGCCAGGUGUGGGAGCGCCUGUUUGUGUUUCCGGUCACAGCUGUUGGUCAGGGUCUGAAUGGUAUUACUGACAAAGACAAGAAACACUGGUAUGGACAUUUCUGGCUUAUUAGCCGUCGGCAGUCAGUCAUACCCAACCCCGAAGUGUUGAGCACCUAGGGCUCGAUACCCCGACCUGUUGGUUAGGAGUUCAGUGCCUCUAACUACCGAGACGCGGGUUCUUGGUCCUGUUGGUUGCGAUCGGGAAUAUAUUAUAAUAGAGGGGCGCUCACCGAUCGUUUUUACGGAACUCGCUCGUCCUGUUGCGCCUUAGGGCUCUCUCGAGCCAACUAGCAGCCGCACAGCGAUGCAUGAUAUAGGCAGAAUGGUAUUAACGACAAGGGACACUGGGAUGGCCGUUUCAGGCCUAUUAGCCGUCGUCGGCUAUUCAUGCCCAACCCCAAGUUUGGAAUACUUGGGGCUCGAUCCUGCGACCUGUAUUUAUUUACAUACAGCAUGCUGAUUGCGCAUUACCUGGCUGUUCCACAGUAGCAGACUGCCAUCAAAUCAUAUGUUCAUUGAAAUUGCGGGCCUAACCAUGAAACACGUGUUUCGGACACUUAACCCAUGUCCUGCCUUUAAUAUUUACUGGAAUUAUUAGCCUGAUUGUUCGCUGGUGCUCAUAUGCCCGAAACUGCACAGAGAACGCUGGCGGAGCCUUUGGGGAGCCGAACCCUCGUUGUUGCGUCAUGCAGCAGUAGAAACAACGGCGAAACACGUGUCGGGACUUUCAGCUAGUACUCAUGUCUGGAGUACGGUAUAACACCUUUGAUAUAUAAAAAUUAGCACUGUUCGUAGUAGUUUUCGUUUGUUGAGUGAGCAUUACGUGGUUACUCUGCAACAACUGAUCAUCAUCGAUUUAAAUGUUCAUUGAAACUUCGGGUCUAACCCUAAAACAUUGUGUUCCAGACACUUAACGCCAUGAUUUGCACUUAUUUUUUAAAAUUAUUAGCUUGAUAUAUGUAUGUAUGUAUAUAUGCAUGUAUGUCGAAGAACAAGCCUCAUAUUGAAUUACUCAUAAAUGGGCCAAUUUCUCUACGAACGAAAAUUUCCCAAGUCAUUUCUUAGUUGUUUAAAUAUAAGCCGUUAUUAAUGAAAAUAACCAAUUUUCUCGGGACCGUUUAAUUGCACUCGGAGUCAAAAACUGAGUAAGAAUAUACGAUCUCUCUGGCGAAAAUGCGCAAUAAUCUUAUGUAUUUUACUCAGUUUGUCUUUAGAAUUCACCUAUGAAACGUUUCGCAGAUUUGCGAGCUACACUCUGAUGAGAUAAACUGCAUGUACACUAGGUGGGCUAACUCAUCUAAUGUCAACCUAAAUUCCGAAAUGCAUUUUCGUCUCGAAAUGACUAAUUAAGUAGGGUUGUAAAACUAACCAUCAUGCAGCAUCAUUCUAUAAUAAAUCAGUUACCUCAGGAUGCCGGCUUUUGAAAAUAACUUCUUUGGGGUUCCAUACAAAACCUAUACUCUGUAAAAAAUGGCUACUUAAGUAACACGCAUUUUUUCCAUUGAUUUCCGAUGCCCUUAAAACUUCAAUUAUAUUUCAUGGAAUAAUUUUACGCCAUGGUUACUGUACACGAUCGGAAUGAACCUUGUCUGAGCUGAAAUUUCUUACUCAGACUGGGACCUCCAGAGAGGACACGAGUAUUUGCUGACUCAACAACUUGGAGCGAUCGGUCUGUGUCGUGGCGAAAAUCUGUGUAAUUGUUCAUGUUGUUACUGUCAACCAUGUUACCCAAAUAGAACAAACUAGUAGUGGAAGACACUAUCAAGUUACUGAAAUGACAGUUGGAUAAGCCGUUUUUCCUUUCCAUUCUUUGUUUCAGGAUCUAGCCGAAUCUCUUCCACAGAUGAAAACUCAACUGGAGGCGAAUAUAGAGCAGUACAAGACAUACGUAGAACAGAAGAAGGCCAUGAACGAAAAGCCCGCUUUUACGGUGGAGAAUAUGCUUAAUGAAUUAACUGAGGCCCUGAACGAUCUGCAAAAUGUUCAAAAGGACUAUGUGAGUAAAGAAAACGACGCCUUUCGAAGCGACUAACAUAUUUGCAUGAUGAGUAUAAUGAUAUUUUAGGGCCACGCGGGAUUACUAUCAACCUGUGGGCUCGCAGUCCAACUGAGUGCUGACAUUUCAUUUUACUCUUGAGCAGCGCUUUUAAGUCUAUGCAGGUGAUUUCACAGUGUUCAUGGUAAUUUGGCCGUAAAUGCUUUCCGAGUCUGAGGUCAAGUUUUUGCGAGCCAACUCCUCAAAUCCAACACCAAAGUUUUUACGCAAAAUAAGAGCUGAGUACAAUCAUAGUCACUGAAAAAACAUAUUCCAAAUCUGAAGUAGCAUCAUAAAACACAGGCGUUGAAGAAAAUACUUCCCAGAUUUAGAGUUCCUGUAGUGGGUCCUACUCCGAACACCUGUCGCAACACUGGGCCUCUCGCGAGUGUAUGUCUGCCGUGCGCACCAGAGCCGACUGGCUUUCG
Messenger RNA from Spirometra erinaceieuropaei, 9228 nucleotides. Lineage: Eukaryota; Metazoa; Platyhelminthes; Cestoda; Diphyllobothriidea; Diphyllobothriidae. The record is from the annotation of a GenBank genome assembly.